Molecule: messenger RNA, 1974 nt
Organism: Nakaseomyces glabratus
Lineage: Eukaryota; Fungi; Ascomycota; Saccharomycetes; Saccharomycetales; Saccharomycetaceae
Gene: CIR2
Product: electron-transferring-flavoprotein dehydrogenase
Biological process (GO): electron transport chain
Cellular component (GO): mitochondrial inner membrane
Molecular function (GO): electron-transferring-flavoprotein dehydrogenase activity; iron-sulfur cluster binding
Source: RefSeq, a predicted model, not a curated record
AUGCUGGGACUAGGGGUUAAGAACAAUUCUGUGCUUAGACGACAAGGUACGAGGUAUGUCCAUCAAAUACUGAAACAUCAAAACAAAGGAAACAGAAACGCUUUGAAAGCGAUCACACUUGGAUCACAUAACAGACUAGCAAGAACAUGCAAUGUCCAAUUGUCCAAGAGGUUUUCCACUACACGGGCCACAAGCGCAUCCGAAGAAGUAGCAUUUAAAAACUUAUCCCAGGAGCAAAGAGACAUUUUGACUCAGGAAAGAGCUGUUGAUAACGUGGACGUAUGCAUCGUAGGCGGUGGGCCAUCAGGUUUAGCCACCGCUAUAAAAUUGAAGCAACUUGAUAAUGAACAUGGCAGCGGUAACUUACGCGUGGUUGUACUAGAGAAAGCUAGUGAUAUGGGACUACAUAUUGUAUCCGGUGCAAUCCUGGAACCUAAAGUAUGGAGAGAAUUAUUCCCAGAAAGUGAAUUUUACAAUGAGGAUGGCUCUGGUAUACCAUUACCACCUGAUAUCGCAACUCCAGUAACAAAAGGCCAAUUGAAAUAUUUAUUGAAUGGAAGUAUCGGUCUUCCAAUGCCCGAACCACCUGCCAUGGUCAAUGAAGGUAAUUACAUUGUGUCCCUUAACCGUGUUGUCAGUUAUCUAGCUGAGAAAGCAGAAGAGAUUGGUGUCGAAAUAUAUCCUGGAAUUUCUGUAUCGGAAGUCAUAUACGAUGACUCAGGUAACAAUGUCAUUGGUGUAGCUUCAAAGGAUUUAGGUAUCUCUAAAAGAGGUUUACCAAAGGAUACUUUUGAGAGAGGUAUGGAAUUCCACGCUAGAACAACUGUGUUUGCUGAAGGUUGUCGUGGCUCCUUGACAGGAGAGGUUAUAGAUAAAUAUAAUUUGAGACAUGGCAGAGAAAAUCAGACAUAUGGUCUUGGUAUCAAAGAAGUAUGGGAAGUGUCUUCGGAGAAAUUUCAAAAAGGAUUUGCUUCGCACACGAUGGGAUAUCCAUUAUCUAACAGCGUCUACGGUGGUGGAUUUAUGUAUCAUUUUGGGGACGGACUGGUAGCUGUGGGCCUAGUUGUCGGCCUGGAUUACAAAAAUCCAUAUGUUUCCCCAUACAAGGAAUUUCAAAAGAUGAAGCAUCACCCUUUUUAUGCGAAUGUUCUUGAAGGAGGCAAGUGUAUAUCUUACGCUGCCAGGGCUUUAAAUGAAGGUGGUCUACAGGCUAUACCAAAACUACAUUUCCCAGGUGGUGUUCUAGUAGGUGCUUCUGCCGGAUUUAUGAAUGUUCCUAAAAUUAAGGGAACUCAUACCGCUAUGAAAUCUGGUUUACUUGCUGCUGAGAGUAUAUUUCAAUCUCUCAAAGAUAGAACACCUAUUGAAGAGGUCGAAAGUCUGGCUGAUGAAGAAGUUGUUGAUUUAGUCGACUACGAAAAGGCUGUAAAGUCCUCAUGGAUUACUGAGGAAUUGAGCAUCGUGAGGAACAUUAGACCUUCCUUUACCUCAAAACUCGGGGGCCUUGGUGGUAUGAUGUACUCAGGUCUUGAUUCAUAUAUUUUAAGAGGGCAUGUUCCUUGGACUUUUAAAUUCCACAAAUCAGAUGCUAGCGUUACUGGCGAUGCGAGAGACUACAAACCUAUCAACUACCCUAAACCGGAUGGCAAGUUAUCAUUUGAUAUAAUGACCUCUGUCUCGAGAACUGGUACAUAUCAUGAUGAAGAUGAAAGAAGCCAUCUACGUGUUCCAAAUCAAGAUCUAACAGCUUACGCUACCAAGUCUUAUCCAAAAUUCAAAGGUGUAGAGGAAAGAUUCUGCCCCGCAGGUGUAUACGAGUUUAUCGAAGACCCUUCUUCUCCUAUUGGUGUGAAAUUUAAAAUUAACUCUCAAAAUUGUAUUCAUUGUAAGACAUGUGAUAUUAAAUCACCAAUUGAGGAAAUUAAGUGGGUUGUUCCCGAGGGUGGUGAUGGCCCCAAAUACACUUUGUCAUGA